Molecule: messenger RNA, 1087 nt
Organism: Asparagus officinalis (garden asparagus)
Lineage: Eukaryota; Viridiplantae; Streptophyta; Magnoliopsida; Asparagales; Asparagaceae
Product: expansin-like A2
Exons: 4
Coding region: 75-731 (218 amino acids)
Cellular component (GO): extracellular region
Source: RefSeq, a predicted model, not a curated record
UCUAUUUAACCCUUCAAAAGUCACAACUUUUCUUCAGCUCAAAGCUUCUUUGCUCAACUCAUAUUCCCAAAAAAAUGUCUCUCUUUUUCGCCUACUUCUUCUCGUUCCUUCUUCUUCUUCUUCUCUCCUCUGUCACCGCUUGUGAUAGGUGCUUGCAUCAAUCCACAGCUUCAUACUUCUCCGCUUCCUCCUCUGCUUCAGCUGGCUCUUGUGGGUACGGCUCCUUAGCUCUGGGCUUCAACAAGGGCUUCGUUGCUUCUGCCAGCUCCUCCAUCUACAGAGAUGGGAUUGGCUGCGGUGGCUGCUACCAAAUACGGUGCAAAGACCCGCGCCUCUGCAGCACAAAAGGAGUGACCGUAAUUGUAACCGACCAAAAACCCAACAACCGCACCGAUUUCGUGCUCAACGCGCCAGCUUUCACCGCAAUGGCCAAAGCUGGCUCGGCCCAAAGCCUCAAGGAAUCCGGACUCGUCGCGAUCGAGUACAGACGAGUCCCCUGCAACUACAAGAACAAGAACCUCGCGAUCCGACUGUCGACGUCGCCAGCCUCGUUCUCGAACCUGGCGUAUAAUGGCUCGGGACGCACGGAUGGUGUCACCGAGUGGGUGUGGGCCCAGAAGGAGGUUCUGCCGUCGGAUUGGACAGCUGGCAGGAUAUACGAUACCGGUGUUCAGAUAACGGACGUUGCUCAGGAGGGGUGCGAUCGGUGUGAUGAUCAGCAGUGGGGCUGAAUCUGUUGAAGAGGGGGUCCACUAACUUGUUGAUUAUUACACUUUUUUUUUCUUUUUUUUUUUGGGGUUUGUAAUGUAGAUGUUGUUGAAUUUAGUGAUGUACUAGAGAAUAGCGGGAUAUGAAUAAAGUUCGGGUAGUGGUGGUUGAAAGCAAUUGGCUACCUACUGGCUUCCAAAAUGUGAAAGGAUGGAUGGUGGUGGGCCUGUUGCGGUUAGGAUUGAUAGAGUUGAUUGAGUUGAGUUGAAAUUGCGUUGUUAAUAUAAGAUUGAAAAGAUUGAAUGACCUAAGGUUGAGGUUAUGGGCUCGGGAGCAGAAGAAAUUAUGAAAUGUUUUACUGUAUUUGCAUCUUCUUAUA